This is a messenger RNA of Rotaria socialis, 318 nucleotides long. NCBI's taxonomy places the organism in Eukaryota, Metazoa, Rotifera, Eurotatoria, Philodinida, Philodinidae. The record is from the annotation of a GenBank genome assembly.
AUGUGGAGAUUGGUAACAUCACACAAGAGCAUCCCUAAUGCUCAUAGAAAUAAAGAUGAUCACGUUCGAGCACUCGAAUCAUACAAUCAAGCCGUGUUCCUCUUCAAACAAGCACACGAUGAGAAUAACCCGAGUAUGGCUAUGUUGUACAACAGCAUUGGUAUGAUCUACGACCAAGAGAAAACAUAUUUUGAAGACCUCAAAUUCUAUGGAAACUCACUUGCUAUUCAAGAGAAGAAUCUACCAGUAGAUUAUCCUGAUUUGGGUUCAUCGUACAACAAUAUUCGCAUGUUUGAAGACAGCGCAGCCAAUUUAUGA